CCCACACGGCGACGCGUCCACCUCUCCGCUGUAACCAGAACCUCGGAAUGCUCGCGCGCUCGGUUCCACGGGCGCAACAACGCGGGUCGUACCAACAAGAAAAAGGAGGGGUGGCUAAAACGAGAGCAGCGUGCUUUUCUCUCCUGUCUCGUCACCAUUUAGUCUGAUCCUAACCGGGGUUGCUGCUUUUGUGCGUAAAAUAAACAGGCGUUCAUUCAUCCUGACAAAAAUAACCCAUUUUCGCUUUUACGCCGCGAUCAUUUCACAAUAGAGAACUUUUACCACCCCUAAAAACUCAUUUGGUCCAUCUUCGCCGUUUGAUUGACCGCUCCAUAUUUUUUUAUUGUGCAGAAUUUUUUCCUCCUGCUGGAGAAAGCAGAGAAAACAUUGGAAACUGAGGGGAAGGACGCACAGCGGAUAAUAAAGAAGGUGGAAGAAGAGUGAAAACGCCAGGAGAUUAGCGGGAAGAAACAGGAAAGGACAGGUUGGAGAGAGAACCUCAAACUGCGCAAGUGGAGCCAAGACUUGACAUUUUUUUUUUAAGAAGUCCCUGUUUUGUCUGAAGAUUUUCUUUCUUUUGUUGACUUAACGGGACGUGACAGGCGGCGCCAUGACAACCGAAAUGCAGGAGAUCGCCAUCACAGAGGACAAGCCUUUACUCACGGGUCAGGCUGAUACCGCCAAGGAAGCUGAACUGGCUGCCAGGAUACUUCUGGACCAAGGACAGGAGCACAGUAUUGAGACCCCGCAUGGCGUUUUGCAUGUGACCCUCCACGGCACAGGAAACACCCGCCGGCCUGCCAUCCUCACCUUCCAUGACGUGGGCCUGGACAAUAAGAGCUGCUUCUCCCCUCUGUUUAAAUUCGAGGAAAUGCAGGAGAUUGUCAAGAACUUCACCCUGGUUCAUAUUGAUGCCCCGGGACAAGAGGACGCGGCUGCUGCCUACCCCACUGGAUACCAGUAUCCGUCCAUGGAGACCAUUGCAGAGAUGAUCCCUGCCGUCCUGCAGUUUUUCAAUUUCCGUACUGUAAUUGGAGUAGGUGUAGGAGCAGGGGCGUACAUCCUCUCCAAGUUCACACUGGCAAAUCAGGAUUCGGUGGAGGGUCUGGUUCUGAUCAACAUCGACACCAACGCCCGAGGAUGGAUGGAUUGGGCCGCUCAGAAGCUUAGCUCGGUGACGUCCUCCCUCACAGAGCAGAUCUUGUCCCAUCUUUUCAGUCAGGAGGAGAUGUCAUCAAACACAGAUCUAGUUCAGUCUCACAGAGAGCGCAUCUCCAAAGCCUCUAAUCUGACCAACAUAGAGCUCUUCUGGAAGAGUUAUAACAGCCGCAGAGACUUGAACAUUGACCGCAACUGCACCUUCAAAUGUCCAGUAAUGUUAGUGGUGGGAGAUCAAGCUCCAUAUGAGGAGGCUGCGGUGGAGUGCAACAGCAAACUGGACCCAACAACAACCUCAUUCCUGAAGAUGGCCGACGCUGGUGGUCUCCCUCAGCUGACUCAGCCUGCUAAACUGACCGAGGCUUUCAAGUAUUUCAUCCAGGGCAUGGGUUACAUGGCUUCGUCUUGCAUGACCCGCCUGUCCCGCUCCCGCACCACCUCCCUGUCCUCCUCCUACUCCAUGGAUGGAUCCCGCUCUCGUUCCCGCACCCUGUCCCAGGGCUCGCAGGGUGGCCAGAUGCCUCCCAGCCCCUCCCAAACCAUGGAGGUGUCAUGCUGAAGAGAGAGCGAGAUAGAGAGAGAGUGAGAGUGAGAGAGCGAGAGAGAGAGAGAGGGGGGGAGGGCAGAAGGAAGGAAGGGAAAAAAAAUGGAGUGUGAAUGCAGGAAACAAGACAAGUGGAUUACUUAUUUGUCACUCAGCAAUUCCCAUCAUUCCCCACAAAACGCAGAGCAGAACACACGACGUGAGCGAGCGAGGAGGAAGACGUAGACCACACGCAGACAGAGCAACCUGUCUCUCACACUUUGCACCACAUCAAGUCCUAUCCAUGUCCACACUUCCCUGUUCAGGCGAAAGAAACAGCGGAUGUGGCUAACGCGAUAUUAAACACGAGAAACACGGCUGUAGAUGGGGAGACAAUACAGGAGAGGUGGGGGAGGGGAUGGACAAAGGGUGGCAGCCAUUCCUCUCUCCCUCCCUCCCUCUAUUGGAGCCUCUGUCAGCCAAUAGAGCCCUUUAAUUUAGAAAAAGGGGUGUGGCCUGUAGAGAGACUACACCCCUUGAAUUAACCAAUAGUAAUAAUAUUGACAAGGGUGUUGUUGUUGUUGAUGACGUUGAUGAAACUGAAGCUCAUGAUGAUGAUGACAGUAAUAUAAUAGAAAACAAUAACAUUUUUUUUCUCUUUAUUACGCAAUGAGUUUGAAAUGACAUAGAUUAAAAAAAAAAAAAAAAACAACUAUAGCAGAGAUACUUAUAACGAUGUGUGUCUACUACUUUUAAGCUAGUUUUUUUUGUUUUGUUUUGUUUUGUUUGUUACUUUAUUGAAUUUUAUUUUCGUAUUUGUAACCUGCGUCCGCAAGGGGCUGAGGCUACUGAUUGGUUAAUCCCCUGACACGGUCACAGCCAAUAAGAGCCCGUCUUAGUGACUACUUCCUCCUUGAUGUUGCCAGGUUGUUUAUGUCUUCCAUUAGCCCCGUCUAGGUGACUGUUUCGUUUUCCCAUUGAAAUUGAUUUGGGUGUGUAGCAUGUUGUUGUUUUUUUUCCUUCUUUUUUUUUUUUUAAUUUUUAUUUUUUGACAGUGUGGAAAUUGCAUGCCUGGUAUCAGCCCAUGUGAAUAUGAUGAUUUUUUUUUUCUUUUAUAUUCUGCUAAUGAGUUGAGUUUAUGACUGUGUGUUUGCAUUCGUGUGAGAGUGAACGUGAUGAUCUCGAUUCAAGGGUAAACAUGGGCGAGACUGAGUCCUAGACUGAUAGCUGAGUGCAUCUGAGCUAGUCAACACCUUAGCCAAAAACAAAAAACAAAAAAACACUUAGUCGAACACUAAACAGUGCUUCCGGUGUUGCUGGCAGUCUGACACUGUGCGAGUCCUAACAUCCACGCUUCAUACUACUCACAAGGGAGCAUUACAUCAGAUUUCACUAAGUAGCAUGCUAGGACGCAUAUCGCAACACAGUUCUUGGCCUGGCCAAAAGGGAUCACUGUGUUUCAUCAUCUGGGUUGUAAUCUGUAAGCCUUUGCCCCGGCGUGAAUACCUCCUAACAAACCCAGCUGGAAUACUUGAGUUUAUCUAUGACGUGAGGUCAAAGGAACACUCGCGCCUUUCCGGUCAACAGGUGGUUUUUAUUCGUGGGAUGGGGUCAAGAGGAUUGUGUUGCGCGUGCUUGUUGUUGUUGUGUGAGUGGAUAUCAGUUCGUAUGUGGACUUGGAGACUAUUAUAACCCUUAAGCAGUGUUGUGCAAGUUCACACUUUGCAAGAGCGAGCUCAAAGAUCGGCUCACACACCGAAUCGUUCACAAUUUUUAAUUUUGUACUACAUUAAUUGUCCCAAAAAUGCACUACUUAAAAGUUAAUUUUUUUUUUUGUAUGAACUUGGAUUAGCCAUGCUGCCAUGUUUUACGACCUCUGGUGCCAUAAAACUGCACGUGCACCUUCACGUUCAUUAGUUGCAAAUGGUUACGUUCAGCUCACCAUUCACCAAAAACACGAGCACCUUCAGUGGAUGCGCUCUUGUGUUGUGUUCAUGCACGACACUGCCCGUAAGCACAAGUUAAUGCGGCGGCGAGGGAGAGAGGCCAGCCCAGGGUCCAUCGUUAAAGCUGCAAUAGUCAAAAUUGACGAUUUAAAUGAGGACUGUUUAGAUUCAGCUCGCAAAAAAAUGCAGAACAAGCAUGAAAUAUGGCGGUUGAGUCUGAGGGAUUCUCAUCGCUAGACCGACUCACUGGUAAAUGAAGUGCUUGUUCCAUGAUUUUAGUCUAAAAUGCAUUCAUUUUUGCAAGUUCAGUUAUUCCAGCUUUAGAUACACCUUCUGGAACAAUGAAAAGGACUCGACUAAUGUUCACCUCUCUGACCAAUAAACCCCCCCGUGACCUUGUUAUUGACUGACAAUGAACCAGCCCAUUCACUGCCACCGCGCUCAGAAAGAAAAAGGGAUAAAAUUGUUGCCACUGGUAAGAUAUUAUACCUUUUUUUGUGAGAGUUAAAAGGGAUCACUCAAUAUUUGGAUCUGCAGCCUAUAAGCAUUCUUACUGCCAAAACCAAGAGCCCCAAAUAUUCAUACUGCACACACGAAAAAAAUAGGGGCUUUAAUCAAAUUCUUGCUUUUUUGCCACUGGAAAUGCCGCGAGCUAACAGUCUUGGCUUUGCAACACCGUGGCAAGCAUGAAUAGCAUUUAAGCAAGGCCGAAUGCCUGCUAAAACGUUAACGUGACUAAAACUGCAGCAGCCAGUCAGCACAAAGCUUAACACUGCCCUGUAUGACGCAUAGCCAAUGGACUAACCACACUUUUAAGGACCCAAUUAAAGUAUCCUCGGAGCGCAUGUGUAUGUCUAGGAGUGUGUCACGUGUGUGUGUGUGUGUGUGUGUGUGUGUGUGUGCGUGUGUUUGUGUACACGCAUUUUUGUCUUGAUGCAUCAGGUUGCAUCUAAUCAUUGCGAUGGAUUUUUUUUUUUUUUAAGUAUUACAUUAUAAUUUUUAUGAGUACUUUCGAGGUUGCCUGUUUCUUUCCCAUGCUGUCUAGUGCUCUUUUCCCUAAUAACCCGUUUCUUGUAGGAGAGAUGGUGCGAUGAUUUUGAUGAUAGUGCAAGGAAAGUCAGCAGAGAGCCUCAGACGGGAGCUUUGAAUAGAAUGGUCCUUGACGGUGAUGAUGAUGAUGAUGAUGAUGGUGAUGAUGAUGAACUGAAUUCCCCUGGCCCAUCAAAUAGCGCAACAAAUCUUGAUGGUUGGAUGCUUUUCUUUGCGGGACAAAAAAACAAACAAAAAAAAAAAGUCCAAAAAUAAAUAAAUAAAUAAAAAAAUCCACCAAAUUUUAUGAAACUGGGUCACUGUUGGUUCAACAGAGGGCUGAAGAGUGGAAUGUAAAAGUGUGAAGGUGUAUGUCUCAGUCUUGUUUUGAGACUCAAACAAUCAGGUGAGGGAAUCUCUACCACAUAAGGGAUGAAGGGUGGAGCCUAGAAAAAGUUGCCAAAAAAGGAAAAGGAGUGGUACUUCUUUGUUAAGAAUGGAACAGGGCUGUGUGAAUGUAAAUGCUUGUUCAUUUUGUCUUUUGUUUGUCUCCACUUUAUUUUUUCCUUCAGUCAUACUCUAUUUUUUUCCUGUCCAAUUUUUGCUUUUUUUUUUUUUUUUUGGUUUGUUUUAUCUCUGUGAAGUGUUAGUUUACCGUCCCAAUGUGCUGCCGAGUUAGUCAACCGUGUGAUAGUUCUUGUGUAACUUUUUUAGCAUUAGCUCUGAUAAGGGAGAAUAAUAUAAUUAACAAUAAUAAUAAUAAUAAUAAUAAAAAAGUUAAAGAGAAUACAAUCAAAUUUACUUGUGUGGCUAAUUUCUCUGUGUAACACAAUGAACAUCCUAAAAAAAUGCAAACUUAAGUAUUAAUAAAAGCUUAAGAUAAA
Myripristis murdjan (pinecone soldierfish) is the source of this 5540-nucleotide messenger RNA. It is a transcript of the gene ndrg2, whose product is annotated as NDRG family member 2. Bases 611 to 1717 code for a protein of 368 amino acids. The record is from RefSeq and is a predicted model, not a curated record. NCBI's taxonomy places the organism in Eukaryota, Metazoa, Chordata, Actinopteri, Holocentriformes, Holocentridae. The transcript is spliced from 16 exons.